AUGUCGAUGCUUGUGAGAGCAUUGCGUGCCACACACGCACAUAUGGCGUGCAAUCGAGCGUCAGUCGCAGUUCUGAAUAGCGCUCAGUCCCAUGUGUUCCGUUUCGCUCAUACGGAAGCUAUUGGAAAGGACGCAUCGGAGCACGUUGAGCCAGCACAACAAGAUUUGCCCUCUGCAGCUCCGGCAGGAACAGUUCUCUCAGGACUGUCAAUAUAUAAGGAUAAGCCCGACCCUAUCGCAAAGCCUGAUCACGAGUAUCCCAGCUGGUUAUGGGAUUUGCUGGAAGAUCCUGCGAUCAAACCCAAAAAGGCCCUCGUGAUAGGUGAUGUCGACACGACAGGCAUGUCAAAGGGUGAAGCGCGUGCUGCCUUGAAACGCGGUGCUAAGAUCGCACGCGCAGCUGUCCGAAAACAGGCGAUGAUGGAAGCGAAGGAGAAAGCUCGCCUGGAGCGCAUGACAGAUACACAGCGAGCAGCCCUAGCAGCUGAGGCAGAAGCUAAGGCCAAAGCCAAGGCUGAGUCUAUGACUAUAACCGACACAUUAGAGGAGGAACGUUCGCAGCGUCGUGUGCUGCGAAAAUCACGGAGAGAUGCUAUUAAAUCUAGCAACUUUGUGCGCGCUGCCUAG
This is a messenger RNA of Malassezia restricta, 627 nucleotides long. Its product is annotated as large subunit ribosomal protein L54. The record is from RefSeq and is a predicted model, not a curated record. Gene Ontology annotation, cellular component: mitochondrial large ribosomal subunit. Bases 1 to 627 code for a protein of 208 amino acids. The transcript has 2 exons. NCBI's taxonomy places the organism in Eukaryota, Fungi, Basidiomycota, Malasseziomycetes, Malasseziales, Malasseziaceae. Gene Ontology annotation, molecular function: structural constituent of ribosome.